Musa acuminata subsp. malaccensis (wild Malaysian banana) is the source of this 877-nucleotide messenger RNA. Its product is annotated as actin-depolymerizing factor. Lineage: Eukaryota; Viridiplantae; Streptophyta; Magnoliopsida; Zingiberales; Musaceae. Gene Ontology annotation, molecular function: actin filament binding. Gene Ontology annotation, cellular component: cytoplasm; actin cytoskeleton. The record is from RefSeq and is a predicted model, not a curated record. Gene Ontology annotation, biological process: actin filament depolymerization.
AACCCCCACCUUCAUUCCCCUCCAUCAAAUCCUCUCCUUCCCACAUUUUUCUCCCCCUCACAUGUGCCAUUUAAGUAGUCAUCCCAAGGAUCACUGCAUCCUCCCCCCUCCCCUGUUUCUUCUUCCUCCUCUUUCCUUGCCGGUUUUCAUCCUCCUUGGGCUUGCUCAUCCCUCGUUGCAGAGAAAGCAUGGCGAACUCCGCAUCCGGAAUGGCGGUGAAUGAUGAGUGCAAGCUCAAGUUCCUGGAGCUGAAGGCCAAGAGGAACUUCCGGUUCAUCGUGUUCAAGAUCGAUGAGAAGAUACAGCAGGUCAUGGUGGAGAAGCUGGGUCGGCCCGAUGAGAGCUACGAUGAUUUCACUGCAUGCUUUCCGCCCAACGAGUGCCGCUAUGCCGUCUUCGAUUUUGAUUUCGUCACCGAUGAGAACUGCCAAAAGAGCAAGAUCUUCUUCAUUGCAUGGUCCCCUGAUUCAUCAAAGGUGAGGAGCAAGAUGCUGUAUGCGAGUUCCAAGGACAGAUUCAAGAGGGAGCUCGAUGGCAUACAAGUGGAGCUGCAGGCGACGGACCCUAGCGAGAUGAGCAUCGAUAUUGUGAAGGCGAGAGCUAUGUAACCGAGUUCCUGUGGCUUUUCCUCCACUCUGGACCCCAAACCCAAACCCAAACCCCAAGAAUUAGCUUUUUAUGGAUGACGCUAAAUUUUGCAAACCACAUCGAUGAAUGUUACGUUUCGUGUUUCGUUUAUUCACUGAAUUUUCCAAGGAUCAUGGAUCCAUGUUGAUUGUGUGUGUCUCAGGGCAUUCGUUUAUAUGUAAUGUAUAAUAGUACAACAAGGAAGUUACACGGAUCGAAUGAAUGAAUGAAUGAAUUGUUAGGCUCUCCA